GGGGGUUUCUUUUCCAGCAUCUUUUCCAGCUUAUUUGGAACUCGAGAGAUGAGAAUUUUGAUUCUGGGUCUUGAUGGAGCUGGAAAGACCACAAUACUUUACAGGUUACAAGUGGGAGAAGUUGUCACUACCAUUCCAACAAUUGGGUUCAAUGUUGAGACAGUAACUUACAAGAACCUAAAAUUUCAAGUAUGGGACUUGGGAGGACAAACAAGUAUCAGGCCUUACUGGCGUUGCUACUACUCCAAUACAGAUGCUGUCAUUUAUGUGGUGGACAGCUGUGACAGAGACAGGAUUGGUAUCUCCAAGUCUGAACUGGUUGCUAUGUUGGAGGAGGAGGAGUUGAAAAAAGCUAUCUUAGUGGUGUUUUGCGAACAAGCAAGACAUGGAACAAGCAAUGACCCCCACAGAAGUGGCUAACUCCCUGGGAUUACCAGCUUUAAAAGACCGCAAGUGGCAAAUUUUUAAGACAUCAGCUACAAAGGGAACAGGCCUUGAUGAAGCUAUGGAAUGGUUGGUGGAGUCUCUGAAGAGCAGGCAGUGA
Messenger RNA from Staurois parvus, 544 nucleotides. The record is from the annotation of a GenBank genome assembly. Lineage: Eukaryota; Metazoa; Chordata; Amphibia; Anura; Ranidae.